AUGAGUGGAGGAACCCCUUAUAUCGGGAGCAAAAUCAGCCUAAUAUCGAAGGCCGAGAUUCGUUACGAAGGGAUUCUCUACACUAUUGAUACUGAGAAUUCGACUGUCGCACUUGCAAAAGGUAAAUAACUCGUAAAAAUAAUAAUUUGUCAGCACUAUUGUGCAGUAACAGAAUACAUACAGAGAUGCCUCUAAACAAACGCAAUUUCAUCACACUUUGUGGAUUGUUAUUGUUUCCUUGCUGUUCUGAAAAAGUUGUUUAGGUAGCUAACGUUAGUUAACAAGCUAAGCUAAUUGACUAGCCAGCUAGCUAGCUAAAGUGAUGCUUCAAAGGUUUUGUAUAAUUUCUUUCCAGCAGUAGUUUUGAAAGUAGCGCUCACGAGCCAAAACGGGUCCCCGAAAAUGGUGCAUUACGUCAUCCAUUUCAUAUAUGUUACACAUUCCAAUUCUUACAAAUGAUGAACAUUUUGUAAGUGCUUAUAGUGAUGCUCCAGAGCUUUUGUAUAAUUUAGUAGGGGUCUAUCUGUAUCUGCAGACCGCGCCCGCUACACAUCACCACUGACAUUAAGCUAGCUAGCUACUUCCCUCGCUAACAUUCACAGAAUUGCACGACAAGCAGUACCAGUGCACCAAGUCUGGAACCAACAAACAUCGAAUAAGGAAGUAAGCUUUAUGCGACAUAUUUUUGAGUGGAACCCAUUACACGUCUUUGUUUACUAACAGUAGGCUGGACACAUUACAUUUUUAACAACUAUUUUUUUCUGAUAACAACUAGUUCACUGCAUCCGCCGUGGAGCCCUGUUUCAUAAUAUUACUAUAUUUCCCAGCUGCUUGCCAUAGUUUUGAAGUAAUCAUGAAAAAACAGGCCUUAUUUUAGGGCAUUUUUCACCCUGCCAGCUCCUAUUAGUUCUAUUGUGAGCUAUUGUGAGAACGUUCAGAAGGCGAGUUGGUGCCACACCAUCUCGCCUUCUGAACGUUCUAUUUCCAGCCUAUUGUUGUAUGUCACAAUGCCUGCUUCGCUAUUGUUGGAAAUGAGACCUGCCCACGUUGAACCAAUUGCUGGUAGUUAAAACAUCAACAACAACAAAAAAUUACGCAUGGAACUCUGAGGUCGUCUCAUUGUUACCUAUAGGGGAAAUAUAAGUAUGUCUGUCUAUUUUGCCAAAUAUCUCAAUGUGUGUAUUUAGAUUUUUUCAAGUCUGACACCAUUUUAUUCAUGAGAAUCUCAUCUUUCUAAUUAUGUAAGCAUGUGACAAAUAACAUUUGAUUUGAGAACUGCGUGAAAACAGUGCUCAGCAGGCAUGGACAGUGUCGCUAGCUAGCGGCCUACUUCUUCUUUGGUGGGGUUUUUCGGCGGUUGGCAUCCAACAUUAUUGGUGCAUUACCGCCACCUACUGUGCUGGAGUGUGGCCCAGAGACGGCGCUAGCAGCCUCAAUGCAAUGGCAGUGGGCGUGGCAUGUAGUAACGCGUAGUGCACGGCAUGUAGUAUCCGCAGUCCGCAGAUAUACAUUAAUGAUAAUUUCAUUGUUUAGGUAGCUAACGUUAGUUAACAAGCUAAGCUAAUUGACUAGCCAGCUAGCUAGCUAGCUAGCUAAAGUGAUGCUUCAAAGGUUUUGUAUAAUUUCUUUCCAGCAGUAGUUUUGAAAGUAGUGCUCACGAGACAAAACGGGUCCCAGAAAAUGGUGUACUACUAUGUCAUCCAUUUAGUAUUAUAUAUGUUACUUCCUGCAAUUAUCUUUUUGCAAUUUGUAUGAUAUGUUAUGAAUUUGUAAGUGCUAAAGCUCCCGGACUGCAUCUUUAAGUGACCGUUAGCUACCUGGUGAUGUAACUUGUUUUCUACCUAGCUAGCUAACCAUGUUUAUUUCAAGUACAUGCUGACAGUAUCAUGUAACCCUGCCAUAUGGUGAACGAAGGUGCCGUGGCGUGACAACUGCAUCGCUAACAGUCACAUGCAACUCAACGUCAGAAUGGGAAAAUUGGUGCCAGCAAGUUAGUAGCUAUGCUGAAAUCUAAAUCAGACUAGCUAUGUAUUUCGGUCAGCGUUGUAAGGGUUGAUAUGGUGGUUGAUGUCCAGGUUGGGAGGGUUGGUAAGGUGGUUGAUGUCAUUGAACAUUGACCUGGCUGAAAAACGAAAACUGCCCCACUAAUUUUAAGUAACUCAACAAUCUUCAUAAUCCUGAUCCUAGUAGGCACCCACCACAGACACAUACUGUGUACUGUAUGUAAGCGACCCACAGGAUGUCCAACCUUUUGUUCCAGCUCAACACUACACCCAACCUGAUUCAAAGUACACCUUGCAUGUCCAGCUGGCUGGAGUGUUUACGGACAUAUUCGAUCUCUUCAUAUCCCAGUCUGUUGUCCCCUCUUGCUUCAUCUUGUCCUCCAUUGUUCCAGUACCCAAGAAAGCCAAGUUAACUGAACUAAAUGAUUAUCGCCCCAUAGCACUCAGUUCUGUCAUCAUGAAGUUCUUUGAGAGGCUAGUUAAGAACCAUAUCACCUCCACCUUACCCGAUACCCUAGACCCACUACAAUUCUCAUACCGCCCCAACAGAUCGACGGACGACACAAUCGCCAUUGCACUGCACACUGCCCUAUCCCACCAGGAGAAGAGACAUACCUACACUACCAGUCAAAAGUUUAGACACACCUACUCAUUCAAGGGUUUUUCUUUAUUUUAUUUUUUUCUCUACAUUGUAGAUUCAUAGUGAAGACAUCAACUAUGAAAUAACACAUGGAAUCAUGUCGUAACCAAAAAAGAGUUAAACAAAUCAAUCUAUUUUAUAUUUGAGAUUCUUCAAAUAGCCACCCUUUGCCUUGAUGACAGCUUUGCACACUCUUGGCAUUCUCUCAACCAGCUUCAUGAGGUAGUCACCUGGAAUGCAUUUGAAUUAACAGGUGUGACUUCUUAAAAGUUAAUUUGUGGAAUUUCUUUACUUAAUGCGUUUGAGCUAAUCAGUUGUGUUGUGACAAGGUAGGGGUGGGUGGUAAACAGAAUAUAGCCCUAUUUGGUAAAAGACCAAGUCCAUAUUAUGGCAAGAACAGCUUGAAUAAGCAAAGAGAAACGACAGUCCAUCAUUACUUUAAGACAUGAAGGUCAGUCAAUCUGAAAAAUUUCAAGAACUUUGAAAGUUUCUUCAAGUGCAGUCUCAAAAACCAUCAAGCGCUAUGAUGAAACUGGCUCUCAUGAGGACCACCACAGGAAUGAAAGACCCAGAGUUACCUCUGCUACAGAGGAUAAGUUCAUUAGAGUUACCAGCCUCAGAAAUUGCAGCCCCAAUAAAUGCUUCACAGUUCAAGGAACAGCGACGUCCGGGUUAGGGGAGGGUUUGGCCGGCCAGGAUGUCCUUGUCCCAUCGCGCUCUAGCUACUCACUGUGGCGGUCCGGGCGCAUGCAUGCUGAUUUCGGUCACCAGUUGUACGGUGUUUCCUCCGACACAUUGGUGCGGCUGGCUUCCGGGUUAAGCGAGCAAUGUGUCAAGGAGUGCGGCUUGGCAGGGUCAUGUUUCGGAGGACGCAUGGCUCUCGACCUUCACCUCUCCCGAGUCCAUACGGGAGUUGCAGCGAUAGGACAAGACUAACUACCAAUUUGGAUAUCAAGAAAUUGUGGAGAAAAAGGGGUAAAAACUAAUACAAUUUAAAUAAAAGAUUAACUUAAAAAUAAGUAUUCAGGACUCUCAGACCAUGAGGAACAAAAGUCUCUGGUCUGAUGAAAAGCCAAGCGUAACGUCUGGAGGAAACCUGGCACCAUCCCUACGGUGAAGCAUGGUGGUGGCAGCAUCAUGCUGUGGGGAUGUUUUUCAGCGGCAGUGACUGGGAGACUAGUCAGGAUCAAGGGAAAGAUGAACGGAGCAAAGUACAGAGAGAUCCUUGAUGGAAAUCUGCUCCAGAGCGCUCAGGACCUCCGACUGGGAUGAAGGUUCACCUUCCAACAGGACAACGAACCUAAGCACACAGCCAAGACAAUGCAGGAGUGGCUUCGGGACAAGUUUCUGAAUGUCCUUGAGGGGCUCGGCCAGAGCCCGGACUUGAACCCGAUCGAACAUCUCUGGAUAGACUUUAAAAUAGCUGUGCCGCGAUGCUCCCCAUCAAACUAGGUGAAAAAUCUGUCUGUGCCCUUAAGCAAGGCACUUAACCCUAAUUGCUCCUGUAAGUCGCUCUGGAUAAGAGCGUCUGCUAAAUGACUAAAAUGUAAAUGUAAACCUGACAGAGCUUGAGAGGAUCUGCAGAGAAUGGGAGAAACUCCCCAAAUACAGGUGUGCCAAGCUUGUAGCGUCAUACCCAAGAAGACUUGAGGCUGCCAAAGCUGUUUCAACAAAGUACUGAGGAAAGGGUCUGAAUACUUAUGUAAAUGUGAUAUUUCAGUUAUUUUCUGUUGUUUUUAGCAAAAAUGUCUAAGCCUGUUUUUGCUUGACAUUAUGGGGUAUUGUGUGUGGAUUGGGGGGGGGACUUAAUCCAUUUUUGAAUAAGGCUUCAACGUAGCUAAUUGUGGAAAAAGUAAACGGCUCUGAGUACUUUUCCGAAUGCACUGUGUGUACGUGUAGAUGGAACAAAAAUAUAAACGCAACAUGUCAAGUUUUGGUUUCAUGAGCUGAAAUAAAAAAUUCCUCUAAAUGUUCCAUACGCACACAUUUGUUUACAUCCCUGUUAGUGAGCAUUUCUCCUUUGCCAAAAUAAUCCAUCCUCCUGACGGUUGUGGAAUAUCAAGAAGCUGAUUAAACAGCAUUACACAGGUGCACCUUGUGCUGGGGACAAUACAAUUAUUUUAAAAUGUGCGGGUUUUUUCACAAAGCACAACACAAUGCCACAGAUGUCUCAAGUUUUGAGGGAGUGUGCAAUUGGCAUGCUGAAUUUAAUGUUAAUUUGUCUACAAUAAGCUGCCUCCAACGUCGUUUUGGAGAAUUUGGCAGUACGUCCAACCAGCCUCACAAACGCAGACCACGUGUAACCACGCCAGCCCAGGACCUCCACAUCUGUCUUCUUUACCUGCGCGGUCGUGUGAGACCAGCCACCCAGACAGCUAAUGAAAUUGGGUUUGCGCAACCAAAGAAUUUCUGCACACUGUCAGAAACCGUCUCAGAGAAGCUCAUCUGCGUGCUCGUCGCCCUCACCAGGGUCUUGACCUGACUAGUUCGGCGUUGUAGCCGACUUCAGUGAGCAAAUGUUCACCUUUUGAUGUCCACUGGCAUGUUGGAGAAGUCUGCUCUUCACGGAAGAAUCCUGUUUUCAACUGUGCUGGGCAGAUGGCGAGCGGUUUGCUGAUGUCAACGUGAACAGAGUGCCCCAUGGUGGGGUUAUGGUAUGGGCAGGCAUAAGUUUCGGACAAUGAACACAAUUGCAUUUUAUCGACGGCAGUUUGAAUGCACAGAUACCGUGAUGAGAUCCUGAGGCCCAUUGUUGUGCCAUUCAUCCGCCGCCAUUACCUCAUGUUUCAGCAUGAUAAUGCACUGCCCCAUGUCACAAGGAUCUCUACACAAUUCCUGGAAGCUGAAACUGUCCCAGUUCUUCCAUGGCCUGCAUAUUCACCAGACAUGUCACACAUGUUAGGGAUGGUCUGGGUCGAAGUGUACGACAGCGUGUUUCAGUUCCCGCCAAUAUCCAGCAACUUCACGCAGCCAUUGGAGAGGAGUGGGACAACAUUCCACAGGCCACAAUUAACAGCAUGAUCAACUCUAUGCAAAGGAGAUGUUGGCUGCAUGAGGCAAAUAGUGGUCACCAGAUACUGACUGGUUUUUCCUGAUUACGCCCAUAUUCAUUUAAAUUUUUUAAAGGUAUGUGACCAACAGAUGCGUAUCUUUAUUCCCAGUCAUAUGAAAUCCAUAAAUUAGGGCCUAAUUUAUUUCAAUUGACUGAUUUUCCUUAUGAACUGUAACUCAGUAAAAUCUUUGGAAUUGUUGUAUGUUGCGUUUAUUUUUUUCAGUGUAUAUACAGUGUGUAAAAUAUUAGGAACACCUGCUCUUUCCAUGAGACUGACCAGGUGAAUCCAGGUGAAAGUUAUGAUCCCUUAUUGAUGUUGUGCAAUUCAAUAUUAGGAAGGUGUUCUUAAUGUUUUGUACACUCAGUGUAUAUAUUCCGGACUCUGACAUUGGUCGUUCUGAUAUUUCUUUUUAUUUUGGGGGAUUUGUGUGUGGUGUUUUGUAUUACUGCACUGUUGGAGCUAGAAACACAAGCAUUUCGCUGCACCUUCGAUAACACCUGCAAAUCUGUGUAUGCGACCAAUAAACGUUGAUUUGAUGUCACUUCUUAUGCUAACUGUAUGCUUUGUCUUUCCUCCGUAGUUCGCUCUUUUGGCACUGAGGAUCGGCCCACUGAUAGGCCCAUCCCUCCCCGAGAUGAGAUCUUUGAGUACAUCAUCUUCAGAGGCAGUGACAUCAAGGACCUGACUGUAUGUGAGCCGCCUAAGCCAACAUGCUCUCUCCCUCAGGACCCGGCCAUCGUCCAGGUACGGCAGCUUCUCCCAACCCCCAAAUAGCUUAAAUAUACCAAGUACAACCAUGUGAAACAAAGACAUGUUCAAUAAAAGUCAAGAAUCAGCCAAGUGUCAAUUUGCAUUGCCAUUCCAUUAUACAAACGCAAUAUAGUUGUGUAUCCAUUGUGCUGUGUACUGAUAUUUGGCUUGAUCACCCUUUUCUCUCCUCCUUCCUCUCCAGUCGUCCAUGGGCUCGGCCCCUCCACCUGCUGCUGCUGCUGCUGCUUCAGCGCCAUUCCAGUCGGUGGGCUCCUACGGCCUGUUCAACCGAGCCCCGGUGCCCCCGUACAGCCAGUUCAGCACCAGCCCCCUGGUGUCCCCGCAGUUUGGCGCCGUUGGUGUCGGUAAGAGCCACAGCAGCACGAGGUCUGGAUAUGGUGAGGAAGUGACCGCUAGCUAGGUUAAUGUCAAGUGUGUUCAAGGUCUAAUAUCAGUCAUACUUAUGUCAAGUGUGUUCAAAGGCUGAUAUUAGUCCUGUUAAGUGUUUAGUCAGUCACAUUUUACCUUCAAGUGUGUGCUAAUGCUAUGCAUUGAGUCAAUUACCUGUGAAAUGCCGGUGAAUGCAGGUAGAUGUUAGUAUACAUUUAAGCCAACUGUCAGGAAGGGACAUAGUCCUGCAUGCUUUCCAAGGGUUGCGGGUCUCCAUGUGGUCCGUGGAUCAGGUUGGGAAUGCCACAGGAGCAGAGGAGGGUUGGACUGUGGUCUCCACUAUGCCUUACAAUGGUCACUUGCCUUGUCUCCCCUACACUCAUUAGACAUUCAAAAAGGGACAUAGUACACACUAAAUAGAUUCUCACACCAAAUAGACUCACUAUAUCGUUUCUCAAUUUGACAGUACCAGGUCAGGAACUCACCAAAUCAUGAAAUGAGGCCAGUUGGAAGGUAUAUUAUCCAAAGAGGACUCUCACCCUUGUGCCAUUGCCCUAAAUACUCUACACCUGCUGUUCCUCCCUAUACAGGAAGAUCAGUCCCCUCCUCCUUUGGGAGUGACACAAGCUCAGCUGCACCCCAGUCUCAGAGCAGUGCUAUUGGCGCUGCUCUCCCCACUGAUUCACGCUCUCUGGGUACCGCUACUACCCUUGUAUCUAAAGGUAAAAGAAGGAAAACACUGUGGCACUUAUGUAUGUUAGGCCUGUGUAUAGUCUUGUGAAGAGCACAAUGAGGUCAACCAAUACUGCUUUGGAAUACUAGAAUGUGGAUCAGUACGAGAAUGCGUCUUCUCAAAUAACAUGACAUCAUGCUUUUCACAACACAUAACCUGCAUGUCUUCAACACACUGUAUUAUGUAGGUUUGAUGUCCACUAAAUCUGACUCUUGACGGGCCAGUGUUGAAUAAUUGUUGUCUCUGCAGUGUUGAGUAGCCCAGUGUAACCCCAACCCCUCUUUUCUCCCAGUCCGCACUAGCCCCUCUCUGGACCCUCUGAGGAAGAGCCCCACCCUAGAGCAGGCUGUCCAGGCCGGCCCGUCGGCCCCCUCCGCCCCAGCCCCUGGCUUGGGCCGCAGGAGUCCAGCUCCCGGCCGCACGGCCCCCUCGGCUGCAGCCACCGGCCAUGUCCACCAGAAGGCCCAGCAGCAGCACCAUAUCCAGGACGGAGGUGACCCCAGGAGGACCGGUGAGACUGUCAGUGGGGCCCGCAGUAACCAGGCCUGGCCUGCGCCCCGCAACGCACCGAUCUCUCAUCAACACCACACCACUGCUGUAGAUAGGGCUUCCACUGCAGGGCUUAUGCACUCUAUCUUUAGUGCCUCAGGUGAGACCUAUCGGACGCUUUACCUGUGUGUUUUAUUUUUGGGGGGACUGCAACCCCUUAGCUAGCAUUUCUAAAAACAAAAUUACCCCUGUCCUGUUGUGAUUCUAAUGUUCUGUUCCAGAGGUUCUGCAUUUGAACCAAUUGUGCCUUUUUCUAAAGGUAGUAGUCUAUAGUGUGGGGCUAAAUCUCUUUAAUUAAAGUUGAUCCGAGCUCUCUAAACAGAAGGGCUGUACCGUUCCAGGCACAGAGGGCCAGAAAGCAUCCAGACCAGAGUCUGAGCAGCAGGCGCAAGGUGAAGGCAGGGAUCUCAGUAAACGGCCAGCAGGUUAACUGACCACCUCUGCUCUAACCAUCCUCUCAGAGCUCAGCUCCACGCCUAUUCAGACUGCAUGCCCAGUGACUUCUCCUCAAACCGUCAAGCCCAUGUUCAUUUACACAUCCUGUGUGCUGUAGUAGGGUACAUAGCUGGUUACAUUACAUGGUCCAUUGCUUGCGACUGUCUGCAUUGCUGUGCACAGAUUGACAUGCUCUUUAUGUCAAUAGAAGUAAUGAGAUGGCGAUGGCUGCUCUGUUUAGUCUAAGUUGUGUUCUGGUAAUUCUAUUAUCCAAAUUGUUGGUGAUAUGUUGUGUGGGUUUGUAGUGUGUGUUUUGAUGGGUAACGCUAUUCACGCGUUGUGGUUAUGUGCUGCUGGAAUUUGUGUCACAAAUCUGUCAGGGUUAUAAUAUUUUGAAGUAGUCUGUUGUGAUGGAAGGCAAGCCAUUUGUGCUUUAUUCUGUCAAGUGGUAUAGGGUUAUACACUGCUCAAAAAAAUAAAGGGAACACUUAAACAACACAUCCUAGAUCUGAAUUAAUGAAAUAAUCUUAUUAAAUACUUUUUUCUUUACAUAGUUGAAUGUGCUGACAACAAAAUCACACACAAAUUAUCAAUGGAAAUCAAAUGUAUCAACCCAUGGAGGUCUGGAUUUGGAGUCACCCUCAAAAUUAAAGUGGAAAACCACACUACAGGCUGAUCCAACUUUGAUGUAAUGUCCUUAAAACAAGUCAAAAUGAGGCUCAGUAGUGUGUGUGGCCUCCACGUGCCUGUAUGACCUCCCUACAACGCCUGGGCAUGCUCCUGAUGAGGUGGCGGAUGGUCUCCUUAGGGAUCUCCUCCCAGACCUGGACUAAAGCAUCCGCCAACUCCUGGACAGUCUGUGGUACAACGUGGCGUUGGUGGAUGGAGCGAGACAUGAUGUCCCAGAUGUGCUCAAUUGGAUUCAGGUCUGGGGAACGGGCGGGCCAGUCCAUAGCAUCAAUGCCUUCCUCUUGCAGGAACUGCUGACACACUCCAGCCACAUGAGGUCUAGCAUUGUCUUGCAUUAGGAGGAACCCAGGGCCAACCGCACCAGCAUAUGGUCUCACAAGGGGUCUGAGGAUCUCAUCUCGGUACCUAAUGGCAGUCAGGCUACCUCUGGCGAGCACAUGGAGGGCUGUGCGGCCCCCCAAAGAAAUGCCACCCCACACCAUGACUGACCCACCGCAAAACCGGUCAUGCUGGAGGAUGUUGCAGGCAGCAGAACGUUCUCCACGGCGUCUCCAGACUCUGUCACGUCUGUCACGUGCUCAGUGUGAACCUGCUUUCAUCUGUGAAGAGCACAGGGCGCAAGUGGCGAAUUUGCCAAUCUUGGUGUUCUCUGGCAAAUGCCAAACGUCCUGCACGGUGUUGGGCUGUAAGCACAACCCCCACCUGUGGACGUCGGGCCUCAUACCACCCUCAUGGAGUCUGUUUCUGACCGUUUGAGCAGACACAUGCACAUUUGUGGCCGGCUGGAGGUCAUUUUGCAGGGCUCUGGCAGUGCUCCUCCUGCUCCUCCUUGCACAAAGGUGGAGGUAGCAGUCCUGCUGCUGGGUUGUUGCCCUCCUACGGCCUCCUCCACGUCUCCUGAUGUACUGGCCUGUCUCCUGGUAGCGCCUCCAUGCUCUGGACACUACGCUGACAGACACAGCAAACCUUCUUGCCACAGUUCGCAUUGAUGUGCCAUCCUGGAUGAGCUGCACUACCUGAGCCACUUGUGUGGGUUGUAGACUCAGUCUCAUGCUACCACUAGAGUGAAAGCACCGCCAGCAUUCAAAAGUGACCAAAACAUCAGCCAGGAAGCAUAGGAACUGAGAAGUGGUCUGUGGUCACCAUCUGCAGAACCACUUCUUUAUUGGGGGUGUCUUGCUAAUUGCCUAUAAUGUCCACCUGUUGUCUAUUCCAUUUGCACAACAGCAUGUGAAAUUUAUUGUCAAUCAGUGUUGCUUCCCAAGUGGACAGUUUGAUUUCACAGAAGUGUGAUUGACUUGGAGUUACAUUGUGUUGUUUAAGUGUUCCCUUUAUUUUUUUGAGCAGUGUAUACCUGGGGAAGUUGGCUGUGCUCUCAUCUACUAGCCUAUGAUGCAGUGGAAAUGUGUCUGCACAUUUUGUUUAUUAAUAUUCUACAUGGUUCUGUUUUAACACAGUGUACUGCUUUUGGUUAAACCUAUUCUACUCAUUUUGUGGUAUUAUUCAAUUGUAUUGUUUGUGGUGAUUUACUACGUGUAUCUUGUGGUAACAUUGUCUAUUCUGCCUCUGUUUCCCAGCUGGCGGCCCCCCACCUCAGAGGCGUGGUCGUGGGGGCGGACACCGCGGCAGGGGCCACUUCAACGUGCGCCGAGACGGGCCAAUGAAGUUCGAGAAGGACUUUGACUUUGAGAGCGCCAACGCCCAGUUCAACAAGGAGGAGAUUGACAGGGAGUUCCAGAGCAAGCUCAAACUGAAAGGUACCGGAGAACUGUAGAAAAAUAGGGGCCAUGUCACGUGACUCAACACCAACACUUGGUAAAAGAGACACAGGUGAAAGAGACUGAUUUAGUAUAGUCUCCAGUUUUGUGGACGUGAGCCUGCACACAAUGUAAUGGGCCAUAGUGAAGAGGGGUGUCUGACUGGUGAUUUACCAAGUAUAUUAUUGAGAGUAAAUAUAGUGUGCAACUUCCUUUUAUUUUCAUGAGUAUCUGACCGUCCAUGUUAUCCUACAGAUGAGAAGACUGAGAAGCCGGAGAAGGCAGCGGCGAACGGGGAGGAUAAGGGCGACUCCGGGGUGGAGACAGUGAAUAGCGAGGGCAACGCUGAUGAAGAAGGGGGAGAGGCACUAACGCCUAACGUUUACUAUGACAAGUCCAAGUCUUUCUUCGACAACAUCUCCUGUGAUGACAGCAGGUAGGCCAAAGCUGUUAUAGCGGCUACCUCUUUGUCCCUUUAUGUAGAUUAGUUUGAGAAUGAACAAUACAACAUUGUCUUCCCUUAGGCAUGCCCAAGAUGUGAUAAUAAUGAUAUUCUAUUCUGUUUUCCAGAAAAGCUGCAGAAAGAUCUGGAGGAGGCUCUGGUUUCCCACGGUGUGUCUUUGUCUUCUCUCAGAUCCAUUCUAUCCCAUGCUAAUGUUUUGAUACCAUACAAUGUGGCUUUGUUGAUACGUAUAUUCCAUGUACUAUACAAGUCCAUCGUGAAUUCAGUAAGGCACUGUCAGCGUCCUCGUCCAACCACAGCUGAGCGUCUAAUUUCUGAUUGGCAGGGAGCGGAGGCAGACCUGGGCCGAGGAGAGGCGGAUGAACUCUGAAACGUUCGGCAUUCCCCUGCGUGGGGGUCGGGGCCGUGGGGGCUACCGUGGGCGGGGCGGCAUAGGCUUCCGCGGGGGCAGGGGACGCUCGGCCAGCAGAGGGUCCUUCGGCCCCCCCCAAGGAGGCCACGGCUACAGGGGAGGAUACAACCGAACAAGCCAGGGAGGACGGGAGUUCUCGGAGAACUUUGAGUACAGGGUAAUGUAUAUGUUUAUUACCUAUUAGGGUUGGGAAUUGCCAGGGACCUCACGAUACGAUAUUCUCACGAUACUUAGGUGCCGAUACGAUAUGUAUUGCAAUUCUCACAAUUGUAUAUGUAUUGCAAUUCGAUACUGUGAUUUCUAUUGCGAUUCGAUGUUCCAAACAUAUUGCUCACCAUAUGUCUGCUGCAGAGGGACAAGAGGGAGUAUGAGAAUGAGUUUUGAUCACUCAUGGAAAUAAAAGUGCUGAAAACAAAUUGGCUCCCUAUUUAAAAAGAUGGAGAACAAGCUGUGAAGGAAAAAUACUGGAGUUUUGGUGCAGGUACAGCCAACUAGCGCAAAAGUAAUAUUGUGAUAUGUAACAAUAGAUUUUUUGUUUUUCCCUCAUCACUACCUUUAAGCACUUGUACAGUCGUGGUCAAAAGUUUUGAGAAUGACACAUACUAAUUUUCACAAUGUCUGCUGCCUCAGUUUUGAUUAUGGCAAUUUGCAUGUACUCCAGAAUGUCAUGAGUGAUCAGAUGAAUUGCAAUUAAUUGCAAAGUCCCUCUUUGCCAUGAAAAUGAACUUAAUCCCCCAAAAACAUUUCCACUGCAUUUCAGCCAUGCCACAAAAGGACCAGCUGCCAUCAUGUCAGUGAUUAUCUCGUUAACACAGGUGAGAGUGUUGUUGAGGACAAGGCUGGAGAUCACUCUGUCAUGCUGAUUGAGUUAGAAUAACAGACUGGAAGCUUUAAACGGAGGGUGGUGCUUGAAAUCAUUGUACUUCCUCUGUUAACCAUGGUUACCUGCAAGGAAACACGGGCCGUCAUCAUUGCUUUGCACAAAAAGGGCUUCACAGGCAAGGAUAUUGCUGCUAGUAAGAUUGCCAACCAUUUAUCGGAUCAUCAAGAACUUCAAGGAGAGCGGUUCAAUUGUUGUGAAGAAGGCAUCAGGGCGCCCAAGAAAGUCCAGCAAGCGCCAGGCCCGUCUCCUAAAGUUGAUUCAGCUGCGGUAUCGGGGCAUCACCAGUGUGGAGCUUGCUCAGUAAUGGCAGCAGGCAGGUGUGAGUGCAUCUGCACACACAGUGAGGUGAAGACUUUUGGAGGAUGGCCUGGUGUCAAGAAGGGCAACAAAGAAGCCACUUCUCUCCAGGAAAAACAUCAGGGACAGACUGAUAUUCUGCAAAAGGUACAGGGAUUGGACUGCUGAGGACUGGGGUAAAGUCAUUUUCUCUGAUGAAUCCCCUUUCCGAUUGUUUGGGGCAUCCGGAAAACACCUUGUCCGGAGAAGACAAGGUGAGAGCUACCAUCAGUCCUGUGGCAUGCCAACAGUAAAGCAUCCUGAGACCAUUCAUGUGUGGGGUUGCUUCUCAGCCAAGGGAGUGGGCUCACUCACAAUUUUGCCCAAGAACACAGCCAUGAAUAAAGAAUGGUACCAACACAUCCUCCGAGAGCAACUUCUCCCAACCAUCCAAUAACAGUUUGGUGACGACCAAUGCCUUUUCCAGCAUGAUGGAGCACCUUGCCAUAAGGCAAAAGUGAUAACUAAGUGGCUCGGGGAACAAAACAUCGAAAUGUUGGGUCCAUGGCCAGGAAACUCCCCAGACCUUAAUCCAUUGAGAACUUGUGGUCGAUCCUCAAGAGGCGGGUGGACAAACAAAAACCCACAAAUUCGGACAAACUCCAAGCGUUGAUUAUGCAAGAAUGGGCUGCCAUCAGUCCGGAUGUGGCCCAGAAGUUAAUUGACAGCAUGCCAGGGCGGAUUGCAGAGGUAUUGAAACAGAAGGGGCAACACUGCAAAUAUUGACUCUUUGCAUAAACUUAAUGUAAUUGUCAAUAAAAGCCUUUGACACUUAUGGAAUGCUUGUAAUUAUACAUCAGUAUACCAUAGUAACAUCUGACAAAAAUAUCUCAUAACACUGAAGCAGCAAACUUUGUGAAGACCAAUACUUGUCAUUCUCAAACCUUUUGACCACGACUGUACAUAACUUUAACCAUAGUGAAGUCAUAAAAAAACUGUCAAAUUUUUUUGCCUUUCUUCCAGAAGGAUAACAAGGUGGCUGCGUAGUACAACAGGAGGACGGAUCCACAGAGUUGCAACGCCUCAUGUUUAAAAAUAGUUUUGGUUGCUACUUUUGACUAAAAGAAUGAAGAUGUACUAGCUGUAUAUUUGUCACCAGCACUGGGUUAGACUGCUUGAAUGCAACUUAUUUUCCAUAUCUUUUAACAAUGGAAAUGAUGCAAUAUGUCAAACACAAAUGUCAAGAUCUCUUCAAAACUAUUUCCAGGUGGCUUAAAUUGUGUAUAAAUAUCAUAUUUCAGAGAGAUGUCAGUAUUUUUUGUAUUUUUUUCAGCAAUGAGUUUUGUUUCUUUUUUUCUCCUGAACUUGUAUUUGAUAACAUUCUGUUAGGUGUAGAGGGCUGUAUACUUGAGCCUUCCAACUGAGGAGCACUGACAUAGGUUUAUUUGUUUGGAUAUAUCCUGUUAUGUAACUUCAGCAGCAAAAUAGUCAGUGGGGUCCGUCACAGUUUCUUCCCUGUAUACUACACAUACCAUACCUAUACCUAGUCAGCUAGCCAUCUAUUUAUCCCACUUCUCUAAAUGGCAGAGCUUGUGGUUUUUUGCUCAAUAUUCUCAACUUUUUGUCAAUAUUCUGUUUAAUUUACUUCCAGCUCUUACUUUAGAUGUUGUUUUUAUUAGGGCUUUAUCAGUCUUCUGUUAACGCUAUGGUUUAAACCAACAAGGAUUGAUCUAUAUUGGCUAUUACUCACAUUCUACACCGUAGUGUUUGGAGGAUAGAGAUGGUGCUAGAUGUAAACACUUAGCUUUACUCUUCUGGUUUUGUGAUUAUAGUUUAACUCUGGAUGCGUAACUAAGUAUAAGGAAGGAUAGGUCAGAAUUCAUUUUCUUUAUUUUAAAAUGUUCUGUAUAUUGCCCUGUACUCAAGGGCUCCUGGUAUUGUGUGACUAAAGUUGUAUAAUGCUGCUGUUUGCUACAGUUAUUUUUCUAGCGUCAUCGACAAGAGCUAG
Messenger RNA from Coregonus sp. 'balchen', 15042 nucleotides. The record is from the annotation of a GenBank genome assembly. Lineage: Eukaryota; Metazoa; Chordata; Actinopteri; Salmoniformes; Salmonidae.